UCUGUUGUGGGAACAUGGCGGCUGUCGCGGGCCCGGUUGCGGAGUAAGUUUCGGAAAGAGACUGGCCUGUUCUAGUGUGUGCGCCUGGGGCACUCGACUCUUCCCUCGCUCCCGUUCCAUGUCGUAGGCACAGCUUACUGUGUUGCCCUCAGAGAUGACUUCGAAGGUUGAGAGAGCUUUGGUGACAGCGGCCGAGUCAGAUCACUAAACAAAAAUUCUACCAAAGAAAAUGCUGAAAUAGGAGUUACGGAUACAUGGCAUUUGCUGGAUGAAAUAUAAGGAGUUAAUUUUUGUAACGUGGGGAGAAAGCCCAAAUUGCCAGAUUACAUGUGUAAAUCACUGCGUUAUUGCUUUAGUCAUUGUCUCUAUUUAGCAAUGACAAGACUGGAAGAAGUAAACCGAGAAGUGAACAUGCAUUCUUCAGUGCGUUAUCUUGGCUAUUUAGCCAGAAUCAAUUUACUGGUUGCUAUAUGCUUAGGUCUUUAUGUAAGAUGGGAAAAAACAGCAAAUUCUUUACUUUUGGUCAUUUUUAUUCUUGGUCUUUUUGUUCUUGGAAUUGCCAGUAUACUCUAUUAUUAUUUUUCAAUGGAAGCAGCAAGUUUAAGUCUCUCCAAUCUUUGGUUUGGAUUCUUGCUUGGCCUCCUAUGCUUUCUUGAUAAUUCAUUCUUUAAAAAUGAUGUGAAAGAAGAAUCAACCAAAUAUUUGCUUCUAACUUCUAUAGUAUUAAGGAUAUUAUGUGCUUUGGUGGAGAGAAUUUCUGGUUAUGUCCGCCAUCGACCCAUUUUACUAACCACAGUUGAAUUUUUGGAACUUGUUGGAUUUGCCAUUGCCAGCACAACUAUGUUGGUGGAGAAGUCGCUCAGUGUCAUUUUACUUGUUAUAGCUUUGGCCAUGCUGAUUAUUGAUCUGAGAAUGAAGUCUUUCCUAGCCAUUUCGAACUUAGUUAUUUUUGUAGUCUUAUUAUUUUUCUCUUCAUUGGAAACUCCCCAAAAUCCAGUUGCUUUUGCAUGUUUUUUUAUUUGCCUGAUAACUGAUCCUUUCCUUGACAUUUAUUUUAGUGGACUUUCAGUUACUGAGAGGUGGAAACCUGUUUUGUACCGUGGAAGAAUUUGCAGAAGACUUUCAGUCAUUUUUACUGGAAUGAUUGAGCUUACAUUUUUUAUUCUUUCAGCAUUUAAACUUAAAGACACUCAUCUCUGGUAUUUUGUAAUACCAGGCUUUUCCAUUUUUGGAAUUUUCUGGGUGAUUUGCCAUAUUAUAUUUCUUUUAACUCUUUGGGGAUUCCAUACUAAAUUAAAUGACUGCCAUAAGGUGUAUUUUACCCACAGGGUAGAUAACAACAGCCUCGACAGAAUCAUGGCAUCCAAAGGGAUGCGCCAUUUUUGCUUAAUUUCAGAGCAGUUAGUUUUUUUUAGUCUUCUAGCAACAGCUAUUUUGGGAGCAGUUUCCUGGCAGCCAGCAAAUGGAAUCUUCUUGAGCAUGUUUUUAAUUGUUUUGCCAUUGGAAUCCAUGGCUCAUGGGCUCUUCCAUGAAUUGGGUAAUUGUUUAGGAGGAACAUCUGUUGGAUAUGCUAUUGUGAUUCCUACCAACUUCUGCAGUCCUGAUGGACAACCAACACUUCUUCCACCCGAACAUGUACAGGAGUUAAAUUUGAGAUCUACUGGCAUGCUCAAUGCUAUUCAAAGAUUUUUUGCAUAUCAUAUGAUUGAAACCUAUGGAUGUGACUAUUCUACAAGUGGACUGUCUUUUGAUACUCUACAUUAACUGAAAGCUUUUCUUGAACUUCGGACUGUGGAUGGACCUAGACACGAUACAUAUGUUUUGUAUUACAGUGGGCACACUCAUGGUACAGGAGAGUGGGCUCUUGCAGGUGGAGACAUACUGCGCCUUGACACACUUUUAGAAUGGUGGAGAGAAAAGAAUGGUUCCUUCUGUUCCCGACUUAUUAUUGUAUUAGACAGUGAGAAUUCAACCCCCUGGGUGAAAGAAGUAAGAAAAAUCAAUGACCAGUAUGUUGCAGUGCAAGGAGCUGAGAUGAUAAAGACAAUAGAUAUUGAAGAAGCUGACCCACCACAGCUGGGUGACUUUACAAAAGACUGGGUAGAAUAUAACUGCAACUCCAAUAAUAACAUCUGCUGGACUGAAAAGGGACGCACGGUGAAAGCAGUGUAUGGUGUGUCAAAACAGUGGAGUGACUAUACUUUGCAUUUGCCAACAGGAAGUGAUGUGGCCAAGCACUGGAUGUUACACUUUCCUCGUAUUACAUAUCCACUAGUACAUUGCAAUUGGUUGUGUGGUCUGACUUUUUGGAUUUGCCAAAGUUGCUUUAGGUGCUUGAAAAGAUUAAAAAUGAGUUGGUUUCUUCCUACUGUGCUGGACACAGGACAAGGCUUCAAACUUGUCAAAUCUUAAUUUGGAAGCCAAAGUAGAAUAUUAGUAUAUCGAGAGUUCAUACUACCAUUUAUCAUUAAUUUGCCAUUUUUUGUACAUUAUAUUCUUAUUUUUGAAAAAUAUCCUGUUACUUCUGUAGCUUGCUUUUACUUCUCUCAAUUAUGGUAUGUACGAUGUUUGGAAUAACCAUUCUUUCAUAUUAAAAAUAUGUGGAGAUUAAAAAAUUCUGACUGUAAAUGCAUAAAAGAUGUUAAAAUAGCAGUGCACUUUGAGAAAUGUUUGCAUUAGAAAUAAAACACUUGCUCAUAGAUUAGAGGUUGUAGACCAAACAAUUUGUUUACUAUUAUAAGAAAAUUAUGAAUGUGCUUACAGAAGAUUAUUUUUGUGAACAGUAGGUUUGAGUCCAAGACCACUUGAAGAAUUACAAAUUCUUUCUUUGGAAAGAAAAAGAAGUUUACCUGGCAUGCAUGCAAAAUUUGCUUAUAGUCCAUCUAUUCAGAUGUCUAGGUGUAACUUGUUACCAGUGUAGCAGGUAAGCACAAAUCACUGUUUAGUUCAAAACAUUUUUUAUGUUGGUAGUAGUAAGAGGCUAGAGCCAAAAGUUGCUCCUUCAUGAAUUGUUGGGGGCCUCUGAAAGUACUGAAAAUUUUAAGUGUCUUUCUCAGGGCAACUUUUUUCUUUGUCUGUUUUUUUAAUGAGCAGUGUUUUCAGCUACAAAUUCCUUCCAAAAAAAUUAUCUUCCUUUUCAAAAAGUAAUCCUUAAAUUUAGCAAUUUCUUAUUGAUUUAGUCUAUUUUCAGUAUUCAGAAGUUAUUUUGAUCUCUAUAAAUUUAAAGUUCUGAAGUUCUAGCACGAACAUUAUUUUAAAAUCUUCGUGAUAAUUUUUUUAGUUAAGGUAAAAAGAUUGACAACAGGUAUAUACAUGUAAUGUAUUAUGUAAAAGUGUAUUCAUAUUAACAAUUUUAGAUAAGCGCAAUGGUGUGGUUGUAAUUGUUAAAACCUAAUUCAGUGUUUGGACUGAUUAAAGCAAGCAUUAAUCAGAUCAGGACAUCUUCAAAGAGCUAAUUUACCUCCUAUUCCUUCUAAUAAUCCUUACAUUCUAAAUUUUUAUCUCUGGGAAAUAGCAAGAAGGGAAUAUAAUUACAUUGGGGAAAAUCUAAUCUUUGCUGUUUAAAUGGUGUCCCUUCUCACUCAAAGCCAUUUCUCCAGUCUCAGAGACACAAAAUAAUGCUUCUACCAUUUUAUGACUGGUGACUUUAAAACUGAAGUUUUAGUUAGGAAGAAGUCACUAAGUGUCAGGGAACUUGUAUUCCACUAUCUAUGCAGCAUUGUUAUAGUCUGAUUAUUUCUGUGUUUUGAAUAUGAUUUUCCUAAUGCUUUGAAUAAAAUUUUUUUAAAAAUUAA
Messenger RNA from Phyllostomus discolor (pale spear-nosed bat), 3794 nucleotides. RefSeq names its product transmembrane protein 168 (gene TMEM168). The record is from RefSeq and is a predicted model, not a curated record. NCBI's taxonomy places the organism in Eukaryota, Metazoa, Chordata, Mammalia, Chiroptera, Phyllostomidae.